GGGUUAUUGUAUUCUUCAUAUACUACAGAUUUUUUAAAUUAAAUUUAUGUAACUUUAAUUUAAUUAUUUGAUUUAACCUAUCAUCUUCGUUGAUAGGGUAAUGUUUUUGAAAUAAUUCAUUUAAUUCAAAGAUAAUUUAUCCAAUUUGGUUUAAAAAAAAGGUGAGGGUGUGGGAGGGAGAGAUAGCGCUUUGCCCCCCCCUGGUUUUCGCGGGCCUCGUUCACUAGCGCGCGCAAAAGGUGGUAGCUUAGCCAGAAUGCUAAUAACGGAUCUAUAGCGACAAGUAGGGACUGGAGGCUUUGCAGUAGCGGUGUCCGAAGCGAUACAGGCUAUACAGGUAUUCAUAGUAAUAUAUCAGUAAUAUAACUGUUAAAUGCCAUUUUCAUUAAGCCUUUUAUUUCUUACUGAACACACUAUGCUAUGCUAUUAUACGGCUAACCUGGGUGAAACCGAUUGAGGCAGUGGAGAAGAAAAAAAAAAGUAUGCACCAGCAAUGGCAGAGGAGGGGAAGCUAAAGUUGGAUAAUAUGCUUUCUGUCAAAUAAAAGUAACUUUUACAGAUUUCUAGUGAAGAUUUAACUAUGUAACAAUAAAAUAUCUGCUCGAUUUAUUGAAAUAUCUCUUAAUUUAAAAGUGCUCCGACAUGUUUGGAGUCGUCCCCACCGGUGUUCUGUCAGAUCAGCACACUCUGCGAUGGCAUAUGCUUAACACAAACUGACGGCUAUACUGUAUCUGUCAUUACCAUAUGAUUUUAUGUAAGCAGCAACAUCAUCAUGACGCAGAAAUUAGAUAAUGCGCACGUAUGUUAUUCUGGCCAUUAUUAGCCACCGAGGUGGAAUUAAAAACAUACAGUUAUUAGUGAAAACAGCUGGAUUAACUUUUGGGUUUACACAGAUCUGCUUCAUGUUGUCAGGUAUCAGGUUGCGCUGAGGGGAGAGCUGGUGAAAACAAGACUGAACAGUGUGAUCUCUCCUGGUGUCCCAAAAAGUGAUGUUUUACAUUUGUUCAGGGUUAUUAGCUGCUAAACAUAUAGUCAAUGUCCUAUUAUUUUUUCUUAUUUGCUGUGAAAUAUUUGGUGAUUGUCCUAAAUAAAAUAUUUUUGCACACAUUGUACAGGUUAUUUUCCACAUAGGAAAAAAAUGACUCAAAUUGUAUCACUUUUUUCCCUGAAAGAUCUGAAAGAUGGAUGAGUUUGUAAAACAGAAGCUGACUGAAUGGAAACUUUCUGACCUAAUCCCUGCUUUUGAAGCUGAAAACAUUGAUGAAGAAAGCUUCUUUCUUUUGGAUGCUAACUGCCUGACAUCCCUGAUUCCUCACCUUGGUCCUCGUCUGAAAUUUCAACGUCAUUUUGCAAAAUUUCUUGAGGUAUGCUUUGAGUCAUAGGACAAGACAAAAUGGGAUAUGUGUGUUUUAAAUGUGGGAUGUCUUUAGGACAUAACAUAAGGAAUUUUUUUUCUCACCUAAGAGUAAUUCAUAACACAUAUUCAACUUCAAGAUAUGUCCAGUGUGCUCAAAGUGAGCACACUGGACAUCUAGCCCUAAAACAACUGAAGAUGCUGAUCCUACACCACAUGCUGAAUUAGAGAGUGGAGUUUCUUCUGUUGGAAGAGCAGCAUUUAACAUCCGUGAGAUCCUCAGUGCCUCCCCUGAAGGUAGACCUGUGGUUAUCAGUCUUGAUGGAAAUCAGCAUAUAUCCAUUCGUGAAAGACGGUGCAUGGUCAGAACACUUGUGUCACACCUGAUGGAUCAAUAUGGAGAAAACCCAUCUUCAGACACUAAAGCAAUUCUGGCAUCUUCGAUUGUGGACCAGUUUCCAUGUUUAAGAGACAGCCAUGGCACAGGAUAUGACGCCUGGUUUACCCGCGGAAGACAACACAGGCCAGCAACUGGCUUUCUGGAGGAGCGUCUCCGUAAUGUAAGGAAAAGGCAUCAACCAAGGAAGAAGAUGCUUUCAGCCCCAGAAGCUCCACCAAAAAGAUCAAGUUUGCCUGAACCAACCAUCAGUGCUGAGCGUGCCAUCCAGAUGACAGAAUGGCUAAAAAAUAACUUCUGGCCCGCAGACCAGGUUGUCCAAUACAUGCGGGAAACUGCAGUAUAUCGCGCAGGAUGGAUCCGCUCAAGUGGGACAAUCCCAAUGCAGCAGAUUUUUGCAGAGUUCCCAUGUUUGUUGGACACACCAGGGAUGAUUUUGCAGGACUUUGCCGUUUUAUGUCCACAGUCUUGUGGAAAACUGACAGAGAACUGGAACACCUUGUUCUCAUCAAAGGUCAUUCGCAUGGGGAAGAAGGAGGAGAGCGGUCUUCUGCCUGAGAUUGAGUUGCUUCCACAAGACAAACAAGGUGACGUGGCACUGCAGCUGCUGCCAAAACUCCUCCAUGCUGUUCCCUACAGAGUUGGGCGAAAGGUGGUCAGACCCAGCAACCUUGAAGUCCAGCAAGCCUUCAUUGAUGUCCAGCCAAUUGGGACAAAUAUGGUGGAAUAUCUUGGAAGUACAGCAACAGAGCAUCCACGUGUUCUCAUGCUUGGGGACAGGUAUUGUUGUUCCCAAGCAUUUGUCGUCAUAAAUGGAACUGCUUUGGAAUAUCCAUCUCUUUUGGGGGCCGUUGACGGCUGUUUCAAAUCAUUCUUCGUUUUUGAUGUGAGUUGUCCGAAGUCGUGUAUCCAGAUUUGGGAUUUUCUCCAAACUGUGAUAUAUGAAAUCCCAGGAAACGAGUCACCCCCGAUAAAAUUAAUGAGGGCACAGUUGGAGGCCAUGGAAGAAUAAAUGCAAUUCUUCAAUAACCCUUAAAUAAGUUUUAAAUGUUCUGAUUGAAAAAAAAAAGUAGCCUGCACAAACUUUAUGUGGCAUACAAUGAUGGCCUGAGGCUCCUACUCAAAGUGCCUAGAUGGAGCAGUGCCAGCCACAUGUUUGCACAUAACGCUGUUCCCACAUGUGCAGCUGCGCUCAGGAAUCUCAUGUAUAAAUGUAUGUGUAGAUUACCCGUGUCAUACAAUAAUAUAAUAGCAAUUUUAGUAAACCCUGUUUUUAGUACAGUGAGAUUUUUCUCAAGAUUGUGGAAACAUUGGCGUCAUCAUUUAUUUGUGGCUCAGUGACUGUCAUGUUUCUUUUUGUUUUUUUUUUUUCCUUUCUUUU
This is a messenger RNA of Xiphophorus hellerii (green swordtail), 3132 nucleotides long. RefSeq lists its product as uncharacterized. The record is from RefSeq and is a predicted model, not a curated record. The transcript is spliced from 9 exons. The coding region runs from base 1714 to 2763 and encodes 349 amino acids. Lineage: Eukaryota; Metazoa; Chordata; Actinopteri; Cyprinodontiformes; Poeciliidae.